GUAUUGGACAAAGUAGCUUGAGUUGAUCAGAACGAAAGCUGAAAUAAUUUCAGCCUUAAUUUAAGGAAAAAAUUUAAGAGUUGACAAUAACUUAUCUGAUUUUUUUAUUUUCGUUUUUAUGUCUAAUAGAUAAGCUGUGCCUUGAAGUGAGCCAAUAUUGUAUGGUGGGCUGAAAGAAAAAAGGAGAAAUAGCAGGCGGCUACUGAGUCUUAGAUAGUAAAAGAAAAUCAUUCUAUAAAAACAUUCUGUGCUUGUCUGGGCAUGAACAAAAAUAUUUAUGUUUUGGUGGCUAUGCGUCUACCAGCUGAUUCACAUAAUAUGGAGCCGUGAGUUAAUCUGGCCAUUGUCUUUAGUAAAAACAAAACUUUUAAUUUUAAUAAUACAGUCGUCGUAAUCAUUGUUCUAGUUUCUGGUGCCUAUAUUGGUUCUAAUGUCCACUGAGAUUACUGACGUUUAACGUUAGAUUCCUGUUGACAUAUAAUUGUUUUCUGUAAUAGUAGUCAACCGAGAAAAAAGAUUAUAUUUUUCGUCGUAAAACUCGUCAUUAAAUUUAUAUAAAAUGUGUCAUUAUAUAAUAUGUCCUUAAUUUAACAGCUUCACCAAAUAUAAUAGUGUGGCAAUCACAAUAGCAAUCAAAUUUACUAAUAAUAUUUAAAAAAACAAGUUAUUAUGACGUAAAACAAAUACGAAUAUAUUGACUUUCAUUCACCAAUGGUGAAAAAGUCAACUCGAAGGUAUGCUAUAACUCAUGUCUUCGAAAUAGUGCCCUAACCCACAACAGAGUCUUAUCUAAGAAUAACAAUAUGACGGAAUCUCAGCGGCCGAAAGAAAGAAUUGAAAUGAUCACUCUACACAAGAUACUAUUUGUUUUUUGCUUUUUGUCUUUAUCGCUAAACUAUUAUAUAUCGACAAAACCUAUGCUAGAAAUUGAAAACCCAGCUUUUUCUCUGAUUCAACCUAAUGAAACGAUCACUUCGAAAUUUAGUGAUAAUUACGACCAGUUGAUUGAUAUAAAGAAAUUCUCAUUCAAAAUCAAUCCUAAACCAUGUAAACGUUACCCAGAAGGUUUUCUACUUAUGAUAAUAGUUUCCUCCAACCCCUUGAAUUAUGAAAACAGGCUUGUCAUCAGAAAAACGUGGGGACAGACAGAUGAGUCCACGAACAUUGUAUUUUUGGUUGGAGAGACAGAUAAUGUUACUGUAUCGCAGAAAAUACAGGAAGAAAGUGUGACAUAUGGUGAUAUAGUGCAAGGUAACUUUAAAGAUGCAUACCAUAACAUGACUUAUAAGCAUGUUAUGGGACUGAAAUGGAUUUCACAUCAUUGUAUGAACUCAAAAUAUAUUUUAAAGACUGAUGAUGAUAUAGUAGUGAAUGCUGAUGAGUUAAAGAGAUUUUUAGUGAGAAGAUUGUCUCCUUGGGGAGCUAAAGGUUUGAUAAUGUGUAAAGUUGCAAAACAUGCCUUAGCACAGAGGAGACAGAGUUCAAAAUGGAUGGUUACACUUGAGGAAUACCCUAUGCCGUUUUAUCCUGACUAUUGUCCAGGCUGGGCAAUUUUAUACUCCAGAGAUGUUGUACCUCGUUUACUGGAAGCAGCACAAAACACACCUUACUUCUGGAUAGAUGAUGUGCAUAUAACUGGAAUUUUAGCACAGAAGAUUGGGGUACCGAGAACAAGUAUAACUAAUUAUGUAUUGACUGAAAAAAAAGCUGAAUUGUUAGUGAAAUCAGGAAGGCAGAAUAUAGGUCGAUUCCUGUUUGGGCCACCCAAUUUAAAAGUUCAAAGGAUGUCUGCAUUAUGGCGCGCCAUAUCUCAAUCUUGUCAUAUUUAG
Bombyx mandarina (wild silkworm) is the source of this 1829-nucleotide messenger RNA. RefSeq names its product glycosyltransferase. Gene Ontology annotation, molecular function: hexosyltransferase activity. Gene Ontology annotation, cellular component: Golgi membrane. The record is from RefSeq and is a predicted model, not a curated record. Gene Ontology annotation, biological process: protein O-linked glycosylation. NCBI's taxonomy places the organism in Eukaryota, Metazoa, Arthropoda, Insecta, Lepidoptera, Bombycidae.